Messenger RNA from Diceros bicornis minor, 7289 nucleotides. RefSeq names its product interleukin 1 receptor associated kinase 3 (gene IRAK3). The transcript has 13 exons. The record is from RefSeq and is a predicted model, not a curated record. Gene Ontology annotation, molecular function: protein serine/threonine kinase activity; protein binding; ATP binding. Gene Ontology annotation, biological process: negative regulation of interleukin-12 production; interleukin-1-mediated signaling pathway; intracellular signal transduction. Lineage: Eukaryota; Metazoa; Chordata; Mammalia; Perissodactyla; Rhinocerotidae. Gene Ontology annotation, cellular component: nucleus; cytoplasm; plasma membrane. The coding region runs from base 87 to 1928 and encodes 613 amino acids.
CGGUUGUGUAACUGCUCCUCGCGGGCGCGGAGCCGCCUGGCUUCGCCUCCCCCCUCGGCCGGCCCCUGCUCUCCGGCGGCCGAGCCAUGGCCUGGGCGGCGGCGGGGGGCUCCGCGGGCCGCCGGCCGCUCUCGGCGCACACGCUCCUCUUCGACCUGCCGCCCGCGCUGCUGGGCGAGCUCUGCGCCGUCCUGGACAGCUGCGACGGCGCGCUCGGCUGGCGCGGCCUCGCGGAGCGACUUUCAAACAGUUGGCUGGAUGUUCGUCACAUUGAAAAAUAUGUAGACCAAGGUAAAAGUGGGACGAGAGAAUUACUUUGGUCCUGGGCACAGAAAAACAAGACCGUUGGUGACCUUUUACAGAUUCUCCAGGAGAUGGGGCAUCAUCGAGCUAUCCAUCUAAUUGCAAACCACGGAGCAGCCUUGAAUCCCUCAGAACACAAUCACCCAGGAGAUGGAUUUCCAAACAUGUUACCCAAGGAAACAACCAAUGUCACAGUGGAUAAUGUUCUCAUUCCUAAACAUAAUGAAAAAGGAAUAUUGUCUAAAUCUUCUGUCAGCUUUCAAAACAUCAUAGAAGGAACCAAAAAUUUCCACAAAGACUUCCUAAUUGGAGAAGGGGAGAUUUUUGAGGUAUACAGAGUGGAGAUCCAAAACCGAACAUAUGCCAUUAAAUUAUUUAAACAGGAGAAAAAAAUGCAGUGUAAGAAACAAUGGAAGAGUUUUUUAUCUGAGCUUGAAGUUUUACUGCUGUUUCAUCAUCCAAAUAUUCUGGAGUUGGCUGCAUAUUUCACAGAGGGUGAGAAGUUCUGCCUGGUUUAUCCAUUUAUGAGAAACGGAUCCCUUUUUGACAGACUACAGUGUGUAGGUAACACGGCCCCACUCUCUUGGCACGUUCGAAUCAGUAUCUUAAUAGGAACAUGCAAAGCCAUCCAGUACUUGCACAAUGUCGAACCGUGCUCGGUCAUCUGUGGCAGCAUAUCCAGUGCAAACAUACUUUUGGAUGAUCAGUUUCAACCCAAACUAACUGAUUUUGCCAUGGCACACUUCCGACCCCACCUGGAACAUCAGCCCUGCACCAUCAGCGUGACCAGCUGCAGCAGGAGACAUCUGUGGUACAUGCCCGAGGAGUACAUCCGGCAGGGCAAACUCUCCAUCAAAACUGACGUCUACAGCUUUGGGAUUGUAAUAAUGGAAGUUCUGACAGGUUGUAAAGUGGUGUUAGAUGAUCCAAAGCAUGUCCAGCUGAGGGAUCUGCUUAUGGAAUUGAUGGAGAAGAGAGGCCUCGAUUCAUGUCUCUCAUUUGUAGAUAAGAAAGUGUGUCCUUGUCCCCGGAAUCUCUCCGCCAAGCUAUUCUCUUUGGCAGGCCAGUGUGUUGCAACACGGGCGAAGUUAAGACCAUCGAUGGGUGAAGUCCUGACUGUUCUGGAAAGCACUCCAGCCAGCUUGUAUUUUGCUGAAGAUCCUCCCACCUCACUGAAGUCCUUCAGGUGUCCUUCUCCUGUGUUCUUGGACAACGUACCAAGUAUUCCCGUGGAAAAUGAUGAAAACCAGAAUAACCCUUCACUGCCUCAUGAUAAAGGCUGGAGAAAAGAUAGAAUGACUCAGAAAAUUCCCUUUGAAUGCAGCCAGUCUGAGGUUACAUUUCUGGGCUUUGACAGAAAGACAGGGCAUAAGAGAAAUGAGGACGCUUGGAACAUGCCCAGUUCUUCUUGUGAAGAAAGUUCGUCUCCAAAGUAUGCAGCCCCAUCCCAGGACUCAAGCGCCUAUGGUAUGAAUGUGGACCCUUCUGUAGAAGCUCCAGGCCAUUCUUACAGGAGCAGUCCAGUGGAGACUAGCUGUUCCUCCGAAUUUUCCUGGAACGAAUGUGAAGAGUACAAAAAGGAGUCAAUUUCACCAGAUGAUAAAGAAGAAAGCAAGUAUUGCUGAGGCCCUGAGUGCAGGUGUCAUCUGGGGAAGACAUUGCCUUCAUAAGUAAUGCCAAGAGGAUGAUGGAUGGUGAAUUUGGGUAAUGCACAUCAACAAUCUGCACAAUCCUGUUCCUUCCUUUCCAACUCGAAAAACAAGGUGGCUUAAAAAUUUAUUUUAUCAGGAUAAUUGCCUCAUGAUCAAACCUGGGCUAAAUUAGAGCCACUCAGAAUUACUUAAGAUCAUGGGCUCUGGCUUCAGACAAACAAAACAAUCAAAACCUACCAAAAAGGGACCGGAUUCUAAUGUCUUCUCCACCCACCUCAGUGUGAGUGCUCAGCCUCCAAUCUGCUAAGUGACUUCAGUUCACUUGGAUUCCAUUGUUUGGUUUAGCUUGCUUGCCAAGGCUUAGGAAAUGUCUGAUUUGUAAAUGUUAAUAGAUGCCUUUUUAAAGAGUUGCCUUUUUGUUUAUUUUGAUCGACCCGUGAUAUACUUCUGUUCAUCCCUGUCAAGCCUGCCUGUCUGGAAAUGAACCAGUUCUCCACAGCUCUGACUGUUCUGUAUAGAGAGGGGAUUCCUGCCCAAGAUCUGUGUUUCUGUAUUUAAACUCUUAGGAUAGUUUAUCACAUAUAAUAUAGUUGUUGACUAUUAUUACAAUUUUUUUUUUACAAAUUUAGAGACCUAUGUAUGAAAUUUUAAUCAUGUAAUUUUUGUUCCUAAGAAAGUGGCUGGUCAUAAGGGCCUAGGUCAGCUUUUUGUUUGAUUCCAUACCUUCUAACUCUGUGCCUUCAUUUUUGCUGUUUACCGGAUCGCCCCCUUUUGAAAUCCUACCCAGUCCCUCAGGGCUCACCGGAAGUUUCCCUAAUCUCUCUAGCCAGAAGUACUCACUUUAUUUGCAUUUCCACAGCAAUUUCUGUUUUUUAUUUGUCACUUUCUGAAUUACAUCAAAGUUGUCUGUGUCAUCUUAUAUCUCUUACUAGAUAGUAAACUCCCUGUAUUAGUUUCCUAUUGUUGCUGUAACAAGCUAUCACAAACUUAGUGGGUUAAAACAACAUAAGUAAUUAUUUUACAGUUCUGGAAGUCAGAGGUCCUCCGCAUUCCUUCUGGAGGCUCUAGGGGGGAAUUCAUUCUCUUGCCUUUUCUAGCUUCUAGAAGCUAUCUGCAUUUUUUGGCUGAUGGCUUCUUCCUCCAUCCUCAAAUCCAGCAACAUAGCAUCUUUGAAUCUAGAUCUCUCUCUCUCUCUGAUCUCUUCUUCAUCACCUCUUUCUCUUACUUUGGCCCUUCUGCCUCUCUCUUAUAAGAAUCCUUGUGAUUGCAUGGGGCCCACUCAGAUAAUCCAGGAAAAUCUGUGUAUCACAAAAAUCCUUUAAUUUAAUCACAUCGGAAUGUCCCUUUUCUCCUGUAAAGUAAUAUAUUCACAGGUCUCUGGAAUUAGGAUGUAGACAUCUCUGGGUGCCAUUUCUCUGUCUGUCUCAUUCCCUGAGUGUGCAGGGGCCAUCUCUUCAGGGCCUAGCGUGUUAUCCUAUACAGAGCAGGUGCUUCCUGAUAAAUUAAGUUGAAUUAAAUUAUCUCUAUGAACCCACAUAAUCAAAAAUUCAGCUGUAGUAAACAUUGCUGAGUAAAUUAACAAAGUGGGGAUAAUGGCUGUCUUUAUGAUGAUGGAUAGAAACACUGCACAAAAACCAUUUCCAGAGAAUUUAUGGACUCUCUCUCCAGUACUUUUAUAAUAAAAGGGUAGAUCCCUAGUUUUCUGUGCCUCAAAGAAAUAUGCUCAUGCCUUUUUUUUUUUGGUGAGUCAGUACAGUUGGGUUAAUCAUAGUCAGAUUGGAGUCCAGAUUCAGGAAAAAUUAAUAGAGAAGUCAUCAGGAAUCAGGGUCAGGUUAACAGACCAAGGUCAGAAACAUGGAGCUACAGUUCUAAGAAAAAGGAUCUCGUGGCAGGAAGUGCAAUUCAAAAUACAAUAAGCCUUCCUCUGAUUGACAGGCCAGAUAAAGGUCCCAGGUAAGCAUUUGGGAGAGGCCCUGCUCACAAGUGGUCUUCAAGGGACCUGGCUGCCUAAGGCUGCCUUCCCCAUCGGAUCAUGACACGUGUGUUCACAAUGCUCCCAAACUGACCAUGUGCUAAGACUAGUGGGGGAAAGAGUUGGACUAGACUUCAUAUGAUUUUAAUUCUUGUGACCUGUCCUCGUUUGGCAACUCUGCAUCAUACGUGUUAUGAAAGGAAGCAGUAAUUUGACUUUAUGUAUUGUAAACCAUUCUGAGGCCGAUUUAGCUUAGAGAUGUAGUCUGAAAGUAUUUUGGCUGAACUGGGGAAAUGAGCCUGGAAUCGUGUGAAGUUGCCACUAGUAAUUCAAAAGAAGAAAUCAAGACAACCAAGAAUUGGCUCUAGGUCCAACUGUUUCCACUUUGGAUCUGGACACCCCAGUACCGUCAACGAGAGGUCAUCGAGGAAGCUCUGAGGAACACCAGACCACGCCAUUACUCAGCACAUGUGUCAUCUGUUGGUAUCGUGUUGAUUUGAACUUGCUUAGUUGACUUAAAGAAAUGUUUCUCAAACUUUAUUGUGCGUCAGAAGGCUUGUUAAAAACACAGAUUGCUGGGCCCAACCCAGUUUCACACGCAGUGGGUCUGGGGUUAGGAAUUUGGCUUUCUAACAAGUUCUCAGGUGCUGCUGCUGCUGCUGAUGAUGUGCAGGCCGCCCUUCGAGAACCAGUGCCUUCAAGUGUCCUCAAGUUGUUAUAGAUCAGUAGAUUCUACCUUCCCAUCUACUUUGUAUGAUUUUUGAGAGAGAACCAUUUCUUUUAAUUCUUUUAUAUUCACCCUAUUACUUAGGAUUUUGUUUACCUUAGAGUAAGAACUCUACAAAUAUUGUUAAUAAAUGAUCUUUUUUGACUAGAUCACCUUGCUAGGGUGUGACUGUGGUGGACUUCUUAAAGACCAAGUCAGAUUAGCUGGCAAUAACCUGAUUAAUGAUAUGGUAAACAGCUGCCACUGUGGCUGGAAAUUACCAGAAUUUUCUGUUGAGUAAUCCAGUCCUCCUGACUAGAUUUGCCUUCUAGUGGGUGCAUUCAUAAAUGUUAAUUGAUAGGAAUUAAAUCUUUGCGUCCUGCUGUGGGCAAUAAGAGGAUGCCUCCAUGGCUUCAUGAUGUAGAGACUAAGAUACAUGAAGAAACCAAGGAAGAGCCUCCAAGUGUUCCCUCUGAUCAGCAAACAUGAAUUAGUAAGGAAUCUCACUCAUCUUCAUCCUUAUAACACCCCGUGGGCAAUCCUCCAGGCAGAUCUUAUUCACUUGUUAGGGUUUUUGUCUCAUUUUAUAAUUCCCCAAAACAUGGAGAAAAUAUUUUGUUGUUUUUGAAAAUAGGUAUGGGAUUUCUGACACGAUCAAUUGUAUUGGCUUCUUGAGAAUUAUUCUAAUGAUCUGUGAUUCACUGCAUGCGGGUGAAGUUUCAUGGUUGGUACUACAUCAGCCUGUGUAAUACAACUUUCAUGACCUGAGGUUCGGUGAGUACAGGAAGUGAGCGUUAUCACAAGUCACAUUUAUUGAGCAUCUGCCAGAAGCAAGGCACUGUGUUGGCUACUCAGGUACCAAGUAAGGCGCAAGCAUUUUAGGAAGGAAGGAAAGGCAUCUGCCCAAGUGAACAGUACGGUGACAUCUGUUAUUUGAACCACAAACCGUUGGAACCGAAAGUGAGGGUGGACAGGGGGAGGGGAAGGCAGAGAUUACUGUGCACAUUCAAGAGGGUAAGGAAGGCGUCUUGGAGAAGACUCCUGGAAGGAGAGAAGGGAUUAAGAGAAAUGGAAAAGAGUGCCCAAGAAGCUCUCCAGGAUGGAUAGAAGGGAACUGGGGGCCCACGGCUCUCCUAGAGCUCUACACAAACCCGCCUCCAGGGCUGGAAGGAUGGGUUGAGGGCGAAGGGAACUGGGUCCAGAGCUGUGUGUGUUUCUUCCUGUUUAACCCUUACAGCCUCCCGGAAGGUAUAAUUCCUAUUUUAGAGAAGAGGAAACCGACUCAGGCGGGGUAUGUAACUUGCCUAAGGGCCUCCCAGAUCUGGAGGAGCCGGGAUUUGAACCCACGUCUGUCUGACUUCAAAGCCCAUGUUCUUUCUUGUCCUCCACAUUACACAAAGAAGCCACUGCAGAUUCAAGCUCCUACGAAAAGGAAUGGAUGUGAAAAGUCAUUUGUUGAUUCCAGAAAUUUUCAGUAGUCACUGAAGCCUGGUCAUGUCUUCUGCCUUUUUCAUUACCCUGCUCCUCUGCUGUAGGACCACCUCUGCGGUCAUUUGAUCCUGGCAUCAUCGUUCCUGAUUUCAGCAGUCAUUGGAGUGAACCAAGUAACAUCACAGCAUCACAGUUAGACAGUCUCCUCAAUUACAGUGCAACUACACCUCCACUUCACUUCAGCCACUAUUCCCAAGGCCACACGGUGGACCCUGUCACACAUCAGAAAUCAUAGUAUGUUGUCCUUGACUUUAUAAUAACAUCCUAUUAUCUGAUCUUUUGAUUUUGUCCUGGCCUAUCAAUGACCGUCCCCUUCCUCUCCCAUCUACUCUGUGUUUUCCUCUGUGCGUCAUCUGGGCCGUGGGUUCAUCUCUAUCAGUGAUUGUCCUGAUGGAGAAAUAGAACCCCUAGUAGGUAUUUCAAACAGAUGGAAUUUAACAUUGGGAAUUGGUUAUCAAAGGGUUGAAAAUGCUAGAAGAGCAAAAACAGGAACAUGUGAAAUUAUCCAGAGAUUAUUAACUUCAAGAAGCCACUCUCACUCUUCUGGAUGAUGGAGAAAAAAGGGAAAAUGUAUAACUAAGAGCCAUGACCACCGUCCUGCUGACGUUGUGAGUGCUUGCUGUGGAUGCUUCUGGAAUGGUGCUGCCCUGGAGGAAAGCAGGAAUCAGAACCGGACCACCACCUGUGCUGCUGCUGUGGUCACUGCCAGGCGCCCAAUAAGAAGAGAAAGAAGAAGCUUCUCCAUUUCUCCCAUGUUCCAUAAUGAGAAGUUAGCCGUCAAGGACAUCUAGGAAAUACAGUUUUCUCUGAACUACAGAGGAAAGCACAGGGGGUCAAGAAUGGAGCUAAGAGCCAACAGACGAAUCCUACCCUUUGGCUAUUCAGCAUUUAUUCACACCCCCUCUGCCCUAUAUUUAAACUUCCAGGAACAAUAUCAUGCAAAUAUCCCUUAAAUAAUUGAAGAUGCUGUCAUUCUCCCAAAAGAGGCAAUACAAGUUCCCAUCAGUCAUCAUUUCCAUCUCUGGGUGAUCUUAAUUUUUCUCCCACCUGAAUUUUCUAAGAACAAAGGUAAUCAUCACCAACAUUUCUUAUGUAAUAUAGGUGAAAAGAGAGGGAAAAAUCAAUAAUUGGUUAAUAUACACAAAUAAAUACAGAGCAAAGGAAA